CCGACGCUUGCCAUGACCGCCGUCCCGUCGUGCUCCCUUGUAUCGAUGGAAGAUCACACUCAACUCGCUGACUGCGUAUCUCUCCCUCGCCAUGGGAACCACUCAGGAAACUCAUGGACUUCCAUAGUUCGAGGGUGCAUAGCUCUUAUUGUCUUCUACACCGAAUACCGCUGACGGAGGAUGGCCUAUUGUUCUUCGCCGUGGCUUUUCCCGACGUUCCCAUGAGAGAUCUAUUGUAUCCUCCCGGCUUAGAGAGCUUAUAAGCGACAGUUGGCGCUCCAAUCUGAUGCAGUCAGCACCACACGGCGGUGGACGUCGACGCUGCCCCAUAAUUCUUUCGCUUCCUGACAAUACAGACCAUGAGCCGUCACUACUCUGAGCCUUCUUCGCAGGGGUGGCCGACUCGCGGGUACGCUGCUCAGCAUAACACCUUAGGACUCGUGUUCUCGCCGGUGGAUCACAUCGCGCGUUCACCGCGGAGCGCGGCGUUUCCUCCAGUUCAUGAGCAGCGAUCAGCACAGCGCUUGUCGGACACGGCGGCGGGUCUCGAAAUUUCUUCAGAUAGCUCUUCAGACUCGGACAUGAGCGAAGAAGAACCCGAUCCUCAGGAGUUGCGAAAGGCGCUUUACCACCACUCCCCAUGCUCUCCACCUCCCGAACACUGGCGCGCCCUCAUACCUGUCGAGCCGGAACACGACUCGGAUAGCACCUACUACGUUCCACUCAUCAACAAGCUACCCGUCGAGCUUUUGUCUUGCAUCUUCACGCUAUCCAUGGAAUACGAGAUGCACAACCUCGGUGACGCUGUCCUGCACCCCGACUUCACGCCUCUCAUCUUAGCUCGCGUCUGCAGUCACUGGCGCGAGAUAGCUAUCGAUCUGCCACCGCUGUGGCAGCAGUUUAUGCUGCGCCCAUGCGAGGGAAGAGGGCAUCGCUAUCGUAUGGCGCAUGUCUUCAUCGAGCGCAGCAAAGGGAGGGGACUGCAUGUCCGUUAUAGCGAAGAUGCGCGCUUGGGAGAGAGACAUAGGCCCAUCCAGCGCUGCCCGUGUGAUCUGGACGUCAUCCUCAAUAACCUCGACUCGAUUAGGACUCUCGAGCUUCGCGAAGUCGGGUCGGAGACUGCCGCGCGCUUAUCCAGUGCUGCUAAGAACACCAGCACCUCAAUCCAGCACUUCUCCUUGCGCAUGCGAGAGUCCCUUUUGCGCCCGGAUACGGCUCACUUAAUCGCAAGCUUGUAUAGUACCUCUGCCCUGCGGCACCUCGAUUGGGCGUCUCAGACCUGGCCUUGCAACGUCCCUUGGUCACAGAUGAUCGCCAUCGACCUCGAAAAAUGCCUCGUCGCUCCGAACUUCCUUUUGGAUAUCCUUCUGACCGCACCACAUCUACGAAAGCUAUCAGUACGGAUGGACAGACUUCCAUCUAUAAACCAUCGAGACAUUAUGCACCAUUCAUUACAGCAUCUGUACCUCGAAGGCGUCGGUGCGCAGGACAGAAUUCUCCAAAUCCUGCACCUCCCGCACCUCACUGAGCUCAUGCUCCACCCCCUCCGUUCUUUGCCGGUCGGUACAGACUACUCUGAUUGGCCUGUCACCGAGCCAUCCGUUCUGUAUAGCUUCGUCGACCGCCUGGUCGAAGGACUGGAGCAUUUCCACCUAACUGACACCGGCAUUUUCGAGGAGUCCGCUCUCAUCCAUUUAUGUUCCCUUCCUCGACUAUCAAAUUUGCGGCAGCUGCACCUUCUGUCAAGCAGAGUCGUUGCCCACGACAAGCUCUUCCGGGCGAUGCUACCGAAUCAGCGCACGGGGUCACCUGCCUUACUUCCUCGACUAGAAGUUCUCAGCCUAGCUGAGUGUACGGCUACUGACGGUGUCAUAUCCGCUAUGCUGCGCGCUCGCCAGUGUCUGCAUUAUCCGCUGCACGACGUGUGGCUCGAGUAUCCGCGCAGCAACCAGACGCCCCAUCCCAUCGACAUUGCUGCCUUCCGUGAGUUCAAGAAGCAUGGGAUGAAGAUCGCGUGGCGUCCAUCGUAAUUCAAGAAUGUACAUACCAGCUAGCUCGACUGUAUCAGGAGUGCAUUUACGUGGUUCUAAGUACAGUAUGAUGCAGUUAGGCAGGACAUAUUUUCAGAAGAGAUUAUCAGUCACUCUGAUGUCCCACUCCUUUCCAC
This is a messenger RNA of Schizophyllum commune H4-8, 2167 nucleotides long. RefSeq lists its product as uncharacterized. Bases 360 to 2030 code for a protein of 556 amino acids. The record is from RefSeq and is a predicted model, not a curated record. Lineage: Eukaryota; Fungi; Basidiomycota; Agaricomycetes; Agaricales; Schizophyllaceae. The transcript is spliced from 3 exons.